UGGGCAGAAACGGAGCACACCGGCAAUAGGCGAGAGUGCGCAAAUAUUCUAGCCGAUUUGCAUGCUGCAAUCGUCAGGACUCAGUGCGUUUCGGCUGGUGAUAAUUGCGAGGAGCAUUACUUCUAACAUGCCUGUCAAUUAGCACUGGCAAGAUAGACGCAUCAAUAUUUUUGCUGAUCACCCUAAGCCUAACAUCAGACCUGAGGGCAGCAAGAGUGGAACGGCAGGCAAGAAAGUUAAUUCUCAACGGCCGUGCACGCUACGAAGGUCACGCAUGGUCGUCGUGAUGUGAGUAAACCUAAGAAAGCCCACAAACAUAAAAUGAACGGAUUGUGUGAUUUGCAUAGACGAGUGUUAAAUGUUGAUAUGGCGAACUGAGAAGUCGCGCACGUUACGCUUCACUAAUGGGGGUGGGUUUUCUGUGUCGAAACAUAUCGAUAGCCCGUGGACGGUGUUCAACUGUGAGCAAUGUGUAGCUUCCUUUCAAAGGCCCAAAAGGAAAAAUAGCUGCCUUCUUUAAGUGGUCUAUGCAAGAAGCAAUGUCUUGGAGUGCGUGUCCUACGUGUUUUUGUACGCUUGUUAGCGAUAUUCGUAACAAAAGAGUGGCUCUUGUUUGAUGCGAAGUACUUGAACGUUGCGAACAUAUCAGAUUGCGUUUUCGUUACGAAACCACAAAAAAAAAAGCAUAUGCUUGCAGUUUGUAGGGAAGUGAUAAGGGUCAUUUUUGGUGUUAUUUGUGAAUAUUCCACGAACCUAACAGCAGCCAAUUGUAGUUGUUUGAAGAAAGAGAUUUUUACCAAACCCGUUACUAGCAUACUGUUUCCCCUCCAGGACACCUCCCUCCCUCCCGCCGAGAGUAUUGACUGUUCCCAACUUCAAAGCGCGUAAUGUUUGUAGCAGGGUCUCUUACAUUACACACCGAAAUGUUUACUGUUCACUCAAGGUAUAAAUCGCGGUUGUUAGCUCUGUUCCAGCUACCGGCUCGUGUGUCAUUGCAGCACAUCAAAUUCAACACCUCUGACGUUGAUCUGGCUACUCUUGACACUAUAGCCAUUAUGAGAACGCUUGAAGUUUGUUGGACAGGAGGUUUAUCUAGCUUCCUAUCUUACCUAGAGGCAGUCUAACACAUUCACGUUAUGGAGCAAGCCACUAUCGCACAAUGUAGACAACAUGCAGCGAGGAUCUACUCCAAGCCAUAUUUCGAGAAUGCAACCCUCUUGGCAUUUUGAGCCAGUGCAGCUUGAACGUUUUCUGAUUUUUGCUGAUGACAAUGUUCCCCACCUGUCUAGGAGUUCCUUUAACGCAUUUUCUGUUUUAGGCUUUGCAAACCCACCGUUUUUAAUGCAGUAGUUAACAGAACCAUAUAAAAGGCAUAGUGGAGCUGAAGUUCUGCAAGAAAUUUUAGAUUGUUAUACUUACAUAAUGCGAAGAACAUUAACGUUACAGAACAUUCCAGGCAGGAAACAAGCGUUCUCAAUUUUAACACAUUUGGCCUGAGAUUAAAUGUAUACUCAGCAUGAAUUCAUAGUACGUGUAUUAAACGUGUACAUCCCCGUCAAAUAAAUUGUUGCCGUACUAUGAAUGUGGAAGAGAACGUGUUUAUCUCCAACUUCCGCUAGAAGAGGCAAGGGCAAAAGUUCCCUCGGCAGAAAAAGAAGCGCGCGGCAACCUCAGAAUUUUCGUACACUUACAUAGAGUGGAAUGCGCAUAAUAAAGGCGACUUUUUAAACUCCCAAUAACAGCUCGCAGUUCACGUUCUGCUAACCACUUAGCAGUUUGGGCCCCGCGUAUCCUCGACUAGCUCACCUCUGGCGCUUUAGGAAUCAGUGCGCUCAGUUCUGCGCACUUUAGAAACAGCGCCAAACGCGGAGCACGUAGAACAGGAGACGUCAGAUGAAAAACAAAAGUUCCGACCGAAAAUUGAAUAUUCUCACGCCAACUAUUUUACCACACUAAUUGAAUGAAGCCAUGUGAGACAAGGAAAUGAAGCGUCGCAUCUAAAGAUUCUAAGGGCGCUUGCACUGGAGCAUCUCCCAUGCUCAAAUCAGCCACCUUCUAUCACAGAGGAACAGAGUGCGCUAUUAUCGUGACUUUUCAGAAGAAUUCUGUAGGAAUUACAUGACUAAAGCAGCAGGCCAGCGAAGAAAAUAGUGAAACAGCCAUUGGGAAAUGAACUCCUAAAGAAGACAAAUACUCUCCGAGUUCAGUCCAUUUGUGAAAGAAAGCACUCCAGAUUUUAGCCUCGAAGAAACAUACAGAGUAUAGCGGCACCACUGCAGUGCUGCUGACUGAAGCAAUAGAAGCAAGCAAAUAGGGUCAUUUGCGGGCGCUUGUCUGAAUAAUGACAUCGCAUCCAUCCUUCCCACCACAACGAAGGCUUUCCUUUCUCGACAAUGGCUGACGCCCUCCCCGCCGAAUUUUGAAGAAGAAACGUCUGACUUGCAACCGAUAAGGGCGGAUGCUGACAGGGAGGAUUGAACGAAGAAUAAGCAGACAAAACGACACAAUCUCUCUCCAGCUGAAAGCCAAGAGAACUAGAGGAACACAUUCCGCUCAUUGAUUCUCUUCCUGCCUUAAGUUUUUUUUUUUUCGCAUAUAGAACGCCCGCAGAGGGAACGAACAGAAGGAAGUAAGGUAACAUACUGGAAUCAAAGGAAGGGCCGCUGCUGCGACAACAUCUGAACAGCCUUAAAGUGCUGUUUCUUAGUUUGCUGUUUCCUUUUCUCGAGUUCCACGCGCAAAAAAGGAAGGAAAAGAAAAGGUAAUAAUAUAGACGAGCAAAGCAGAGGAAUCUUCACAGCCGCGUUCUUACUGCGGGGCACACUUGAGGAUCCAAGCAAACGUUCACAUAGACGCCCACCCAAUUGCAAAGGAAGCACCGCAAGUUCGGUGCGGUUUUCUUCAAGCGUGGCCCAUAGAUGGGGCGCCGAGAAUCUUGCCAAUCUCAAGUUUUGAACUCUUAGCUUUAUAUUCCAAGACACUUUCUUUUUUCAGGAUUCCAUAACGGUUCGCUGUAGAACAUUUUUUUUCUGGAAUUUCCAAGUUCCAACUGCGGACUCUUCUCCCACUUCUAUUUAACUUUCUACACUUCUUCAAAAGAAACGUAUAGCGCCGGGCAUCGUACAUUUCUCAAACGACCACGCUGCCAGCAAAACAUAGAGCGGGCUAUUUCUCUUUUUUACGCACUGCUUUUCCGGCUUUCGUAGUGCAGCGUAUGAUUUUACGUUUUCUUUUUCGUCAUUCUUAUUUUUUCCUGAAAAGUUGACCUGUGGAUACCCUGCUGACCACAUUUUCUUUUUCAGCCACUGUGGGCUUUCUCUUCGUUCAGUGGUACUUAACAUAUCGUACAAGAGGUCUGCCAUCAGUUCUAUUUAUUAGGCUUAUAUGUGUCUUCAGAAGCUGUCCACGAGAAAAAAAUUUGAAUUGGUAGUUUUGGGUUUGAUUCAUCUCCAGAUCUAGUCUUGUUAUUUUUUAUUUCAUUUUUUAUUCUACUUCAAAAGGCGGUGAAUUUCUCCAAGCGUGACAGCCUAAGUUUCUUUGUGCGGGUCUACAGGGCUUCAUGGAGAGCGCUCAUCUUUAUACAAGCUCGAACACAUGCUUUUCUGCCACAGCGAAGUUAAUUAGGACUAACGCGAUAGUUUUCUUUUUGAAUGAAGGCAGAGCAAGAAGGAAGAAUUUUAAAAAAAUAAGUCAUGUAUAAAGCUGGUUUUUGUGAAAGUCAGUAGUACAGCAGAGAGAGGAUAGAAAAUACAUAAUAUGAAUUAUACACUUUGAAAAAGAACUCGUCUUCGCCCUUCCAGUCGGACUGGCGAAAAGUAUAUACACUUAGAAAAAAAAAGAAGGAGCUCUUCUGAGCGCCAUUUUCCGACGGCAGACUUAAUCUGGAAGGCGCAGACUUGCGGUUGAGUGCACGCAAAGCGCAUUAUCCUUCUUUUGCUGAACUAACGAGGAGUUUAGGACUGACCGACAUGUUUAUUUCUCCUCGAGAACUCAAGCUCUGUACUCCGCGCAGCGCGCUAAAUGGCGUCUUUUCCUGAGGCCAGGAGGUUAUCUCUAGCGCAUAGCACGACUUGGAAAGCGAAUAUAGCAAACACAGUAUUUCCGAUUUCCUCCUAGAAUCAAAUGUCGAAAUUCCAACUAUAUAGACCUGCUCUGUGCCGUAAGGCCCAAUGUAUUCCAUUAAAAAUGAGGAACGCGAGAGCACGGUGGGAGCUUGGCGACGACUUCAAAUCGACAAGCUACAUCCCUAAGAAGCGGAGCGGCUCUACGGAUCCCCAAGGAAACUGCCCGAUCUACUGGCGAGAGAACAAAAAGGAACACCUGAAAUGACCGAAUCUGGGUCCAAUCACCAUGGCUGUGUUAAGCCAGGACAGAGCCGAGCCGAGCCAAGCCAAACCGGAGGCCCCCACCACCCAUCGAGGUGGAUCGAAGUCCACCGAACCCGGAAUGCAUCCGCGAGCAGCCAACGCAGCCCGCUCUUCCUCCUCCCUCUCGCGAAGCUUUUUCAUCCCACCGCCUGUGAGUCACGCUUCCCCACAGGGCACGCCGUAGACUGUGAGGGGGCUCCGCCAAAACAAGCCUACAGACGGGAGCGGCAGCAGCAGCAUCAGUCUUGGAGGCGUCGUUCCCGCGAAAAGUAGGGAAGAGAAGGUUGCCGGGAAGGAAAGGAAAGAAGGAAGUAGACGCAUCCUACGCUCCCGCUUCACAGCAUCGCGCGCGUCCUCGCUGCAUGGUUUCGCGGGGUUGUGCUGCUCGUGUGUCGACGACGCCGCAGCCGCGGUCGUGUAUGUCAUGGGUGUGGUGGUGCGUGAACCCACGCGGCCGGUGACAAGACGAUCGGUAGUGCUGGUGAGCACCGUGUUGCUUCUCGCUGGUGGCCUGGGUGACAUCUGCCAUGCUUUGGAGGCUCCCGAGAUGCACAAGAUGUACGUGGACUCCAACCUGAAGCUUGGCGACGGUGUGGACCUAAUGUGCUCGCUCAAAAGAGGUUCGGCACCGGUACACUUCGCGUGGUACCACAACGGCCGUGAAAUACGCGCCGAGGACAAACUCGGAGACGUGGUCAGCCUCCAGGGGAAAUCCAUUCUCGUGGUGCGCGAAAUUUCACGGGAUCACAUCGGCAACUACACCUGCUCUGUGCGCAACCCGGCCGGAUCUGACAGCUACACUGUCAAGCUCUACGUGGAUGUGAAGCCCAUUUGGACCAAAGAGCCAGAAGAUGCGUCGGCUUCAACUGGCUCUAAUAUCGUCAUUCACUGCAAUGCCUUCGGUUAUCCUGUUCCAAGGAUCGAGUGGAGCAAGGAGAGAGAGGACAGAGACUUCGAGCUUGUUCGCAUGGGCGACAGAUUCAACAUGGCUCCAAACGGGAGUCUGCAGAUCCGUUCGGUGAAAGCUGAAGAUGGCGGCCACUACAGGUGUGAUGUCAGCAACGGGCUCGGGAACGGAAUUUCCAAAAUCAUUAGCGUCGCCAUUAGCACGCCUCCAAGAAUUUUGGAACGGGUAGAGGAGACAACUGUUCGAAGGAGCCACAGUGUCCGGUUGAAAUGCGAAGCAACUGGUGACCGUCCACUGGCAGUCCACUGGUUCAAGGACCAGAGGCCAUACCAGGCGACGCUGCGGGAAGGGUUCGACAUAAUUGAGCGAAGCCUCCCAGGUGGCGUAAUUUCUGAGCUCCUAAUUCAGAACAGUUCGACAUCCGACACGGGUGCUUACGUCUGCAAGGUUUCCAACAAGUUCGGCAACGUGACUUCUCUCACGAAGCUCUACGUGCUAGAGCCACCAUCGCCUCCUGUCAGCAUCAAAAUCUCGGACAUCAGAAGCCGCACUGUCCGACUGACAUGGCAAGCGCCCUACUCGGAGGUGUCCACGUUUCACGUACGCUUCUGGAAAGAGAAUUCCCAAAGCAGGAAGCUGACGCUGAUCACGGUGUCGGGAUCGGAGACCUUCGUCUACCUCAGCGACCUCCUUCCCGGCACGUCCUACGGUGGCUACCUGCUGUCGGAAAACAGGGUCGGAAUGAGUGCGCCGUCUACGUCGCUUCAUUUCACCACGAGUGAAGAAGCUCCCACAGCCCCUCCCUUGGAUAUCCGGGUCGUCGGAUUAGGAAGCACGCACGUCAAAAUUGAGUGGAAGGCACCGCCAAAAGAGCACCAGAAUGGCAAGAUACAGGGUUACCACGUCGGACAUCGCGCCUACGACUCCCCGAUGCUUCCCUACACGUACCAGACCGUGACGGGCGUUGACGCGACCCAAGCGGCCCUGCGUGCAUUGCGACCGAACACCCGCUACGCCGCAGUCGUACAGACCUUCAACUCGGCCGGACCAAGCCCGUCAUCUCAUCAGCUAGACUUCACGACGCUCGAGGAAGACCUCCCAGUGGCACCUGUCUUCAGCGUCAGCAGUGUCACAUGCUGCUCUGCAACAUUUACCAUAAAGGAGAGGAAACGAAGGAGCUUAACACAGUACGUGCUGGACUAUCGGGAACGGGGCGGCUACUGGCGCUCCGUCUACUUUCCGGCGCAUGCGCACACGCUCUCGCUGGACAGCCUGAGCAGAACGACGCCGUACGAGGUGGUCCUGUCGGCAUACAACAUGUACGGCCGCGGCGAUCCAUCAGAUCCGGUGCUUUUCGAGACCACUGGAGAGCAGCCCUUGCCGCAGAGGACGGAUGAAGGCACCAGAUACCUUCUGAACUCUCGAAUCAUAGGCCCUGUGAUCGCAUCCCUCUUAAUAAUCUUCACCUCAAUAGCUGUGGCUUGGAUCUUCUACAAGAAAAUCACGUCCCCAGAAAAAGAGCACCCAAUCAUCUACCAGAGUGCGACCCUUCCCAAGCACAUGUGGCCGGAUCAGGAGUACGCGACCAUCGCCAGGACCACCAUUCGAAGGAGGGUGGAAGAGGCCUACGACGUCCCUUGGGACAUGGAGGACGUCGUCGAAUGCCCUCCUAAGGUUGUGGAGGACUGCUACACGCUGCUCAAGAAGAAAGUGCCAGGCGAGCUGCAGAGAGUUCCUGCGGGCCAUUUCCUGCUCGAUGGUCCGUCCUGUUCUAUGCCAGACGAGCCGCCCGUUGAAGAACCGGAAAAAUGAACUUGCGUCUUUUCGUAAUUUCGUGCUUGCCUAUAUCAUCGCGAACAAAUCACCCUCAUUUGAUUUUCUACGGAUCACUCUUCUUACCAUAGACGCAGUAUCAGUCACAUCUGGCUGAAGCAUUGACUGAUAAAAACUGCAUAAGUGAAAGAUUAGUAAUAGAGAAUUAUCCAUGAUAAUUAACUACGUAUAUUGUGAAGUAUGGACAGCGCCUCGUGAUGCAUUAUAUAGUUUUUGUGAAAGCAGGAGUGAAUUUGACGUUAGCUUUUGGAUGCAUGAUUGGAAUGAAUUCUAGUUUGAAGACUUUCCGCGUAGGUUCAGCGUUAUGGUGGCACUUGAGUUUUGUGGUAGUGUUCUCCUUUUAACAAUAAAAAGCAGGAAAUGUAGCUAUAUAAACAAGGUAAGGAAGCAGAACACGCUCACCGCUCAAAGGAGCGGUACCAUUAUGUAAAACUGGCGAUUACGGCAUUAAAGUACAAGUUAAUACGUCAUAUGCAUAUGUGUUCGCAACACUUUGGUGGUAAAAAAUAACCACGAAACUUGGUUCUGAUUACAAUUUUGACACACUUGCUUAUGUAGUAGACAUGAUGAGCACAGUUGACUGCGACAAGCGGUAGCAUCAUAAGUGGCCGGCAAGGCAGUAGUGCUAAACCUUAAAAUACAGCCUGGUUAAGUGUAAUGACCUGUUAAAUCAUGUGCUACGGCAGCGGCUCUAAAGCAUGCUUGUCAAGGUAUAAAACGCGGCGAACGGAUCAGGGCAGAUUCCGUUCAGUAACCACUGCUAUCAGUGCUGACGUCAUUAAGCGUUCGAUAACAGGACUCGUUACUACUCAUGCAAACAGGGUUACGAAAUUCAAGUGGUGCACACCACUGGGUACGCACUUGUACGAUCGAAAAUCCCUGUUCCAGACAGAUGUGACUGGGCUUGCAAACAUCCAUCACGUUUUACUAUGAGCGAAGGCUGGGGACGUGCAAGGAAUACCUUUGAACGCUGCCGUGUAGUCAGUAUUCUCGGGAAUGUAGUGUUCGUCAAUGUCUCAGAAAACACUGAUAUUUCAGAAGCGUAUGUAUAUUAUAGUGUUUGGUCGAGUGUUCCAGUCCUUGAAGAUUCCUUCAAACUCGGUGCUUUUAGCACUUCGUCAAAAAAUUUGCGAUGAAGCGCAGCCGACGUAUGACGUUUGUCUGGUGCAUUAAUUUGGAGAACUACGUGAAGGUCGUGCUUCAUUGUUGAGUGGCUCUUUUCCUUGUGGCUUUCUUGCUUCCUGAACACGCCCGUCCCUUAAGUCCCUCGUGAAACUGAAUUUAACUUUGUUGCGCACAUAAAAAACAGAGGUCAAUGCUAGCCACCUGCAUUGCAGUUAAUAAGAUGCAAAAACUCAUGCGCACCAUUUAAGGACACUGAGAACGCAAUUACAAUUUGUGCGAUCUGAGGUGAGACGCUUAUGCAACUAAACCUUUGCCGAACACGAAAAAUGCAAAAAUAUUCAGGGCUUCCGCAGAAUAAAUGUUACUGUCUCAUCUUUCAGGCUGCUAUAUCAGAACGGACCUGAAUUUUUUCGUAGCUUUGCACGAAGCAACGGAUUUUGUAAUGCUUUUUUCAGAACGUAGAUUUAGCCUUUUAUACGAUGCGCAAACUGAUCACACAUUCAACUUAUCUUUAGGCAUUGAGCAAGAUAGUUUCUACAGUGACCUCCGUACUUCAAUAAUGUUUUGUAAACAUAUGAAAAGAAGAAGGUUCCUUGGAGCUUUUGCGAAUGUUUCACUUCCUUGCAUUUGCAAAACAUAUUUUAACAUACUCUCGCGUGUAUUUUUUCAGGCUAAUAUAAAGGCAAUGACCUAAACUUUGCUAACCAUCUGCAGCAAACUAAGACUGCCCAAAGUCUCUUAAAACGCCGUUUUUUUUUUUUCAAUACUAUGAGCUCAAACUGUUAAGAGGGCGUACGCGCGUUCUGAAGCAAGUUUCAUAUUUCUUUUCGCCAUUAAUUUUCUGGCUGUGCUGUAAGCAUCUGACAUAUAUACAGGCGGUUUAAUCGCAGAGAAGUCGCUUACCUUAAUUAUGGCACUAAUGCUUCACGGUUCGAGAAAAGUUAUCUUGGACACGAAAUUGUUGGCGUUUCUGCGUGCUGUAAAUGAGUUACAUAAAGCUAUUCGAGGACAAAAGGAUUACAUAGCCUUAUAUAAAACUUCAAAUACUCGCAGAAUGUUACUGCCGAGUGGGCAAGAAGGAACUGUGCUGAGCGCAUAAUAAAUCGUCAUCACGCAUUCGUAAAAUGACGCUGCGGUUAUGACAUCUGGAGCUUAUUGAAGUCAUGAGUCGUAUACAUCAUAAAUCAUCAGUCAAUGUCCACCCCUAGAUAACAAAAGAACGCAAGGCUAGGCGAAUAAUGAGGCGCAAAUACUUAGCGACAGUCGCGUUACAAUGUUUUUUUCAUCCGUUUCCUGUUUGGCACAUACCUACGCUCGGCAAUAUCAGAUAGGGCAUAUUAAUUGAUGCCGCUCUUUUGUUUCCGUUACUCCUCUGAAAUACUCUUUUUUGCACAUUAAUACCUUUCAGUUACCACGCAUACACAAUUUCGAAGUGGCAAACAACGUCUUUUUUGGUGCCUUAAACACUUACUUAAGCAAGUUGUGAUUGAUUUAGUUUAGAAUUAAGCUUUGACGAAUGGCAAAGGCGAAUGAUCUGCCUUGCGCAAGCUUAUGAAUACUAUCCGUGCAUGCAAUAAGCCGGAAGCUAAUUUUACAGGCUUAAUUAAAGUGGUUAGACGCAAGAACGAUCGUCAUUAGGACUAUGUGAGAGGCUAUAAUUUGUGUAAAUCCAUUCAUAAAUUGAGCAUACAUUUGUGUACACAUAUAAAGAAUAUGCACAUCACUUUAUGCAAAUUCAGUCAUAGAUGCAGGAAAUCAUAGCAGUCAUACAUUUGUGCACACACAUAAAGAGUAUGCACGUGUAUGAACGUUGAAAACACAAGUCUGUUCCAUUCAGCUUUUCAUUUGAUGCUCUUCGACACAAGCUCUGCAAACCCUCACAACUAUAUGUUGAUUCUGCGCAAUUCGAGCAAAGUAGUGACUUUUGAGUGUAGCGUCACUUCAAAGACCCAUUUCCUGUGAUAUUCCGCACCAAAUAUUGAAACGUGGUGUGGAAUUUCAAACUUGAGACAUCAUUAACUAGCGCCAAAAAGACACCGGACGACAGCCAGUACCACGACAGCCAGUAUUCAAAACGCUAGCUAAACUGAAUCCCAACAGUAUGGACAAUUGUCGCUACACAUCGAGAAAACGAAUUAAGCAUUGUAUUUCAUCUUGACGGCAUCACAGAUACUUACAAUAACCAUUGCAGGGUGUCUACCAAGUCGACAUUUCCAAAUUCCCUGAGUUUUCCAGGUUUUCCCUGAAUGCCCUUGCAAAAUUCUCUGAGUGACACAGAACUUCGUUUUAUGUUAAGACGGGCUGACGCCAUGUCACCCGAUGCUGUCACUCUCUGGUAAGCAUGUUAAAGAGGAAGAAUAAACCUUAUUUGUAAGAAGGAGCAGACGGUGGAGUUGUCCGAGGAAGGAAUAAUAAGGAUUAAUGUUUAUUUCAUUAAAAAAGAAAACAGAAGGAAGGGGUUAGUAAAAUGCACAGCGAAUAAAAUAUCUUCGAAGAAUGUGAUAAGCACCAUUGCAAAUAGAUUCGAACAUAUUCAAAUACGAAUAAAAAGACAUGCAUACAGAAGCAAAUAUUUUCUAAUGUGAGCUAUUUCAAUGAACUGAUAGUAAGCUCAUCGGUGUGAGGGCAGAAGUUUCUCACAAGCGAGAUUCUUUUUCAGCAGUUGGAAAGUCACCCUCAACGGUCCUGACAUACUCUCAGCCCGCGCACAACGCGUCAGCGUUGCGUUUCACUGCUUUGGUUUGGAUGAGAGACAUCUGCAUCGCGGCGUCAGACAACACUUUGAAGGAGCUUGAGCUCAAAAAACAAAGAAGCGGCGGCACACUUCCUUCCCCGUUCAUUCUUCAAUGCGUCGGUUUUUUCCGUUCUUGUCUUCCUUCCGCCACACGUUCGCCCUACGGACCAUUUGGAACAUCGCCUUGGUCAGUUGUAGAGUCAACGUCCGAUUUUUCGGACUCCCUAUGGGCCACGAAAGCGCCCAAAAAAUCGGGCAUACCAAAAAAAAAAAUGAAUGCACGUCUUUCACUGCCCUGAAGGGCUCAAAUCACCACGGGCACGUCCGACAAAGCUGUGAAUGGCUGCCAGUACACUUAUUAGGCAUACCGGUACUCGUACUGUGACAGGAGACGGCGGGUGCACGCGUGUAUAAUCAAGAAUACAUACCACGUCUCGUCACAAUUGCCCCUUCACACUCUUGAUAUGCUUCACCGCAAUACUUUACGUAUGCUUCAUUGCGUAACAUUGCUAUAUUGAGGCGCAGCUGACUUUCGGAAAUCGGCCUUAUGAAUCGCGUCGUGCUUUCCGAGCUUCGAAGUCAAUCGCGAAGAUUACAAAGGCGGAGUCGGUGCCAUUGCCAGGAACGGCAAAUUCUCUCACAGAAAAAACACGGCAUCGAACGACAAGCUUAACAGCAAACACCGAAGCCUCUAGGCCUAAGCGUUGCCGCGGUGGUGGCUACAGUUACCAGCGGAUAUGCAUGCGAGAGCGCCAGUUCAAGGCGGCGAAAUAAUCAAAAUGGCGUAGGUGGUGGCUUUGAUUAAUGCCAUUUCGGACCUGCGCCCACGGCAAGAAGUCCGGAAAAUCGGACCACGAAGGGUUCAUGCGUGCAAAAUUGCAGGCUUUGCUAUACAUUGACUCUAUUGGGUACAUAGUGGUGCCGCGAAGCCACCCGAAUUAUCCGGCAUCUCCCAAAAAUCAGGCGUCCGGAAAAUCGGUCGUUGACUGUACACUGGCAACUCCUCCAGCUGAGGACACGGCGACAAAGAUGAUUCGUUACGGUCCCUCUCUUUUACUCGAAGCCAGCAUUAGCGCGGCUUUCGUUCCUUUCAAUAAAAUUACACCUAAUUUUCCCUGAUAGAAGCACAAAUUCCCUGAGUUCUCCCUCAGUAUUUCCAGGCUGUUCAAGAUCCCUGAGAAUUGCCGGUUUUCCCGAUUGGUAGAUACCCUGCAUUGAACUUUAUGUGACGCGAGACUCAUUUGACUUUUGAAAGAUGUGAAAUAAUUAAAUAUUUGUGAAAUAAUGUGCUGCAUUUAUGUGUA
Molecule: messenger RNA, 12270 nt
Organism: Dermacentor albipictus
Lineage: Eukaryota; Metazoa; Arthropoda; Arachnida; Ixodida; Ixodidae
Product: cell adhesion molecule Dscam1-like
Biological process (GO): cell-cell adhesion
Molecular function (GO): protein binding
Source: RefSeq, a predicted model, not a curated record